UCUACCCAGAAGCUGUGAUUAGCACACAAACAAGCGAUGUGCCACAAGUAACACUUUUCCUCACUGUCAAGCUCUGUGUCAGUAAACAGGGGUUUAUCUCUUCCCACAGCCAGGUGUUAUGGGAAGCUGGCAAGUCCUGAGGCCAGGGGGGAACGUUUUUUGGUGAGAAGAACUUGCUGCACUUCCUUUUUCUCACCAUGAGAUGCCCAGGUGGAGCACAGGCAGGCUUAUGGCUCCUUGCAGCUGGGAUGGAUGUUGCAGAUGCCACUGCCAUGGGGAGGGUCACAAAGGAAGGUAUCUCCCUGCCCAUGGAAAUACUUGAGGAACAGCCAAGCCCCCUUUCCCAUGGCUGAGCUGGGCAAUGAGAUUUCCUGAUGUUGUUUACCUCUCUGGGCUGUAAACUGCACGUUUUAAAGGAAAAAAAAAUAGUGUGGCAUAUGGUCUUUCCAGGCAUGCAAGUGUGUUGCCCCCCCAGGCUGGGGACUGUUCCUUAGGGCAUCACAAGGAGGAUGCCUGAGAGUGGACAGAACAAAACCUGUUUUCUCCAGAGUGGCUGGGCAUGCUCCAUGGGAUGAUCCAGGCACCUCUGCUGUGCCCAGUGCUGGCUGGUGACACUGGAACCCUGCCUGAGGCUGGGGGGGCAGCUGAGCCUGGCGGAUGCCUUUGAAGGGCCCCGGUCACGAGCUCAGCUAUCUUUAGCCCUAGGUAUUUAUAUUACAAGGCCACUGGGCAGUGCAGCAAAGGCAUCAAAAGGUGGAGAAGGCCGGAGGGGCCGUGCAGGGGCACGGCACAGAGGGGCAUUGAGUGCUCCCUAAUCCCUCAGAGCUGCUGAGGUGCCGGCUGAGGAUGACCCCAGAGGAGGAAGGUUCCCAGGCAGGGCCCCCGGAGCGGGUGCGUAUCCGGGUGGAGGAGCAGUCAUUCUCGGUGGAGAAGUCCUUGCUGGUGGAGAGCAGUGAGUAUUUCCGUGCCCUCUUCCGCUCGGGCAUGAGGGAGAGCACGCAGGAGGAGAUCGGGCUGGGGGAGCUGAGCGCAGCCGGGUUCCUCGCCAUGCUGCGGGUGCUGGCAGGCGAGAGGCCCAUCCUUGGCAGCGAGGAGACCUUCCAGGCAGUGGAAUGUGCUGCCUUCCUGCAGGUGAAGCCCUUGGCCAAGUACUUGAUCCACUCCAUCAACUCUGACAACUGCAUCCUGCUGUACCAAGCCGCUGCCAUAUUCGGCCUCCUGGAUCUCUUCCACUGCGCUGCACUGUACAUCAGGGACAGCUACGCUGAGCUGGAGGAGUACCUGGACUGCCUCCCCGAUGACCUGCUCGCCUAUGUGGAAGCCCUGCUACCCAGCACCUUUGUGGCAGUGGGAGCCCACACACCCACCUUCGAGUUCUUGGAGGACCUCUCCAGGACCAUCUGCUACCUGGAUGAGGAGACCAACACGUGGAGGACCCUCUCCUGCCUCCCGCUGACUGCCAGCACAUUCCUAGCCGGCAUGGCAACCAUGGAUAAUAAGAUCUACAUCGUGGGUGGCGUCUAUGGGGCCAACAAGCAGGUGGUGGAGAGCAGCUUCUGCUACGAUGCUGAUGACAACACCUGGAGUGAGUUCCCCAGCCCUCACCAGCUGCGCUACGAUGUCAGGCUGGUGGGCCACGAGGGCUACCUCUACGCCAUUGGUGGCGAGUACGAGAAGAUCUCGCUCAAGUCCGUGGAGAGGUACGACCUGGCCUCCAGCACCUGGACGUUUGUCUCUGACCUGCCACAGCCGAGCACGGCAGCGCCCUGUGCCCAAGCCCUGGGGCAGAUCUUCGUUUGCUUGUGGCAGCCGCUGGACACCACUGUCAUCUAUGAGUACGAGACCCAGCAGGACGCGUGGCUUCCCGUCACCGAGCUCAAGCGGCACCAGAGCUACGGGCACUGCAUGGUGGCCCAUCGUGACAACCUCUACGUCAUGCGCAACGGCCCCUCCGAUGACUUCUUGCGCUGUGUCAUCGACUGCUUCAACCUGACAUCCCGGCAGUGGAGCGCCCUGCCCGGGCAGUUCAUGAACAGCAAGGGAGCUCUCUUCACUGCUGUGGUCAGGGGGGACACCAUCUACACUGUUAACAAGAUGCUGACGCUCCUCUACUCUGUGGAAGAGGAGACCUGGAAGCAGAAGAAGGAGCGGGCAGGUUUCCCACGCAGUGGCUCCCUGCAGACCUUCCUCCUGCGGCUGCCAAGACGUGACCACGACAUCGCGACGUAGCUGGUUCCCCAUCCCACGUCAGGAUCCUCUCCUUGCACAUGACCUCAGCUCUGCACUCACUGCUCCCCUGGGCUCCUCUCCUCCUCCAUGGAGCUGUGCUCAGGUCCAGGGACACAUCAUGCUGGACCUUGGAGGUGACAUUAGACCCUGCCAGAUGGAAAGGGCUGUCUGUCUCUUCCUGCCCUGCACGGGCACAAAGUCCUGUCAGCCAUGUGUGCAGGACAUUGUGGCUUCUGCAGAGGACAGAUACCACAGAGAUGCAAGCAUGGGAUUUAUUUAUUCUGAUUGCACUCUGAGGGUGUGCAGCAUUCCACCUCCUCUCUGCCUUGAUGGGAAAUCAUUCAUUACAUGCCGGAAUUAAAAGGAAAGCUAUAGAAAAGCUUCUCAUUACUGUGUUUUUCAUUACUCCUGGGUUUGAGGUUUUUUUCUCCCGUGCUUCUGAAGGAAAAUACCUCCUAACGAGGAUCUGUGUCAGGACUUGCUUCUGCCCCUUAAUGCUUUUUCAGCUGCAGCUCGGUUUCAGAGUGCGGUUCCCACACAGCCUCACACUCCCCUGGGAAUUCUCUGUGGCUGCAGCGGGGUCCUGGGAGGAGGAGGGGAGAUGGGGACUGAAGGAAAGCAGCUCCUGAGCAUCAGGUGCUUAAUGUUCCAAGGGUUUUCUGGUACCUGGGAACCAUCAACCAACCCCCUCAGGCCCCAGUACAGACUCAAUGGGGUGGCAAGUGCCGGCUCUCACCAGAGACUCGCUUGAGCCAAAUCAGGGUCUUUUGAGGACAUGGCAAAGCUUGAGAGUGCCAAAAGGGAAUGAGGGGGAGGGAGCCAUUACAUGGUGAUACCAGGCUUGCAGAGCUCCACAGCCAGAGGAGCUGUUCCCAUUAGAUCCCACCACCUGGUGUUGAGGGUUCUCAGCCCUCAACACCAGCUCUGGGGAAGGCUGGGGAGCACAGAGCUCUGGCAGCAGCAAACCCAGAGCCCAGCUCAGCUGGUUUCCCAUCCAUGGGGCAGGCUUUGGGCUGCCUGUGCUGUCCAGGCUGGGAGGGAGAGGAAGGGAUACCAGCUGGGAUGCCUCAAAUACCUCUGCUGCUGAUCCUCGCCAAGUUCUCAGCAUUUUCAAAACAGUUCCCGCAUUUGAGAAUAAACCCACUCAAUGCAACUGCAAAGCAAAACAAACCAGAAAACCCCAGCCUGCACCCAGCUAGAUGGAAAACCACUGGAUGUACCUCGUCCCCAUUUGCUCUUUGCCACUGGGCCAGGUCACCACCCCGAUGUCACCCGUGGGGGGACUGCUGCUGGUGGAGCUGCAGGUCUGGCGGUGGCACGGGGGAGGCAGGGGACACUGCCAGACUGUCCCAGAUCUGCACUGUGGGCACUGUGAGCUGAGCAGCAUUGUGGUCCUCAGGUGGAAUGUUACAGCAACCCAUCAAAUCAAAUCAAAUCAAAUCAAAUCAAAUCAAAUCAAAUCAAAUCAAAUCAAGUCAAAUCAUUAUCCCCUUCCCAGACAAAGUCAAUUAACAUUUCACGUUGUCUUCUCCUGAGAGCAGCACAUGGAAACAUGUUGCUUUAAAACAAUUUUAAGCUGAACAAACAGCUUAAACAUCCAUUAAAAUGAAGCUAAAAUAAUUCUGUUACUAAAAUAUUUAUGUUGGGCUCCUGUGGCCAACCCUGGAUCACAGAACUUGGCAGGCUCACCCCUUCCCUCCAGUUCCGAUACCAAGUGAUACAACCUCCUCCCCACCUCCACAUGCUGCUUCUUGAUAGUUCAGGGGUUUACCAAGAUACUUGUCAACAAAAUGCAAAAGGUUUUAAGAUUUAAAGUGUAGCACUUGAGGAAAGUGCGAGUCUUGGCAGGCAGCUGAGUAUGGCACAGAUGUUCCCAAGAGCCAUUUGUCGCAUCCAUCAAUCCAGACUGUGAUCCAGAAAGUAAUGUAAGAUAAUUUUAGGUGCAAAGGGAGGAAAAAAGAUACA
Molecule: messenger RNA, 4194 nt
Organism: Catharus ustulatus (Swainson's thrush)
Lineage: Eukaryota; Metazoa; Chordata; Aves; Passeriformes; Turdidae
Gene: KBTBD13
Product: kelch repeat and BTB domain containing 13
Exons: 1
Coding region: 847-2229 (460 amino acids)
Molecular function (GO): protein binding
Source: RefSeq, a predicted model, not a curated record